AUGAAGAAGACAUGGUGGCUUUGUGUUUGUGGACUGGUCAUUGCCAUUUUACUUCCUGUUAGCCAGCAAAUGGUCCUGAAAGAUUCAAGUAAUGAUGAGUCAAGGUGGAAAUCUUAUGAAACAGAGAGCGCCCGUAGCUUUUCCUCCAACGUUAAGCGACAUUCUGAAGGUACCUUUACCAGUGAUUUUACCCGGUAUCUGGACAAGAUGAAAGCCAAAGAUUUUGUGCACUGGCUCAUCAAUACCAAACGCUACAGCUCUACAAAAAGAUUCAUUAAAGAAAAGCCCAACAUCCUAAGUUUCCUGCCUGACUUCUGCGCCCCCUCUGGCAUCCCACGCCCUGAGGCCACCGUCUACCUGGCCUCAAUGGGUGCACCAGCCCUGACUCCUGCCAAACCACCACGGCUACCAGAAUGGGAAAUAGUUCUAAGAAUGUAA
Molecule: messenger RNA, 438 nt
Organism: Eublepharis macularius
Lineage: Eukaryota; Metazoa; Chordata; Lepidosauria; Squamata; Eublepharidae
Product: exendin-3-like
Exons: 4
Coding region: 1-438 (145 amino acids)
Biological process (GO): positive regulation of insulin secretion involved in cellular response to glucose stimulus; negative regulation of apoptotic process; adenylate cyclase-modulating G protein-coupled receptor signaling pathway
Cellular component (GO): extracellular region
Molecular function (GO): hormone activity; glucagon receptor binding
Source: RefSeq, a predicted model, not a curated record